UCAGACUUGUCAUUCGAAAGGAAUCUGAAGUGGGGCUUAAUCCUCACUCACUCACUCCUGGAGGCCCAGGACGAGAUCCUGCACCAGGAGGGACACAGUAAAGGAGUCCACGACCUGCACUUCCAGCCUGAUGGCUCUGUGGUAGGCACUUGGGGUCUGGAUUCGUUUGGGUGUAUUUGGGACCUUCGGACCGGGCGAUGUGUGCUGUUCCUGGAGGGCCAUCUCAAUGAGACAGCAUUGACUUCUCUCCCAACGGCCAAUGACGGUCACUUCCUCCUGACCGGGGCCUUUGACAACACAGCCAAGGUGUGGACCCACCCGGGCUGGUCCCCCCUGAAGACCCUGGCGGGCCACGAGGGCAAGGUGAUGGGCGAGGACAUGUCCCCUGACGGACAACUCAUCGCCACCUGCUCUUACGACCGCACCUUCAAACUCUGGAUGUCAGUGAGCAGGGGAGGGAGUAUCACCCAUAGAAAGAGAAUGGCAUUCUAUGGUACCUUCUAUUUCUAUGGUACUACCUGUACCACUAUUUCUAUGGUAAUACUGAAAUGUCAUCCCAUACAAAUAGAAGAUCGUAAAUCAUGAUCUGCAAAAUAUUAGCUUUUUCACGAUUGACGGAUGAGUCUUUGAACAUCCUAAAUAUUCUGAAUUGUACACUUGUCUGAUUUACAUUUAGUAGAUGGUUAAAUUAUUAUUGAACAACAACGUUAGUCUCUUGAUGUCUACAACUUUGAAGUUGUGGGCAUACCUCCUGUCCUUUCUCCUAGAUAAUUUGUUAAAUAAUAUGUUUUAGGUGAUUUGUAAACACAUGAGUCAGUUGGUGUCAGAAGUCGAUCCAAUUGCCCUUUGUCUAGUUUUUAAUAAAAACAAUAACUCC
Molecule: messenger RNA, 877 nt
Organism: Salvelinus sp. IW2-2015
Lineage: Eukaryota; Metazoa; Chordata; Actinopteri; Salmoniformes; Salmonidae
Source: RefSeq, a predicted model, not a curated record